Messenger RNA from Otolemur garnettii (small-eared galago), 4516 nucleotides. It is a transcript of the gene FAM120B, whose product is annotated as family with sequence similarity 120B. The transcript is spliced from 12 exons. The record is from RefSeq and is a predicted model, not a curated record. The coding region runs from base 205 to 2793 and encodes 862 amino acids. Lineage: Eukaryota; Metazoa; Chordata; Mammalia; Primates; Galagidae. Gene Ontology annotation, cellular component: nucleus.
AAGUAGUGCGGAGGUGUAGUGCUGCGACGGUGGCGGAGGGUUAGAGUCUGAGGGUUGGCUUCUUCUCUAACGACUCUGAGCCUUUGCCUCCUUCUGUCAAGAGCCUUUAUCUCACUCGGGGGCUCUGUCUUCAUCACUGUCUCCAGAGCUGUCACCUUGGACCUUGGAGCAUAGGAAGUAGCAGAUUUUUCCCAGAGUUCAGCUAUGGGUGUGAGAGGUUUGCAAGGAUUUGUGGGAAGUACCUGCCCACACGUGUGUACAGUGGUAAAUUUCAAAGACCUGGUGGUGCAGCACCGCAGCCAGUUCCCUGGAUGCGUGCCCACAGUUGUGGUAGAUGCCAUGUGUUGUCUCAGGUACUGGUACACUCCGGAAUCUUGGAUCUGCGGUGGCCAAUGGCGAGAAUACUUUUCUGCUUUGCGAGACUUUAUUAAAGCUUUCACAGCAGUGGGCAUCAAGCUGGUCUUCUUCUUCGAUGGUAUGGUGGAGCAGGGCAAGCGAGAUGAGUGGGUGAGGCGCAGACUAAAGAACAGCAAGGAGAUAGGCAGGAUUUUCCAUUAUAUCAAGUCUCAUAGGCAGCAGCCAGGAAGGAACAUGUUCUUUAUCCCCUCAGGGCUGGCCUUGUUCACACGAUUUGCCCUGAAGACAUUAGGUCAGGAGACAUUUUGCUCCUUGCGGGAGGCAGACUAUGAGGUCGCUUCCUACGGUCUCCAGCACAACUGUCUUGGGAUUCUUGGGGAAGACACAGAUUACUUAAUCUAUGAUACUUGCCCCUAUUUUUCUAUUAGCGAGCUCUGCUUAGAGAGCCUGGACACUGUCAUGCUCUGUAGAGAGAAACUGUGUGAGCAUCUAGGUCUCCACCUGAUGGACCUUCCUCUGUUGGCCUGCCUACUUGGCAAUGACGUAAUCCCAGAGGGCAUGUUUGAAAGCUUUCGGUACAAGUGUUUAUCUUCCUAUACCUCUGUAAAAGAAAACUUUGACAAAAAAGGCAAUGUUAUCUUAGCUGUGUCAGAUCAUAUAUCUAAAGUUCUUCGUUUGUAUCAAGGUGAGAAAAAAUUAGAAGAUAUAUUACCUUUGGGAGCAAACAAAGCUCUUUUUUAUAAAGGAGUGGCAUCAUAUCUUUUGCCAGGACAGAAAUCACCUUGGUUUUUCCAAAAGCCCAAAGAUGUAAUAACUUUGGACAAACAAGUAAUAACCAUGAGUUCUGAUUCUGAAUCCAAGCAAGACAUUUCUAAAUGUACAGAUCUUGAAUCCAGGCAAGAAGUUCCCGUGUGUACAGACCUUGAAUCCAGGCAAGAAGUUUCCAUGUGUGCAGACCCUGAAUCCAGGCAAGAAGUUCCCGUGUGUAUAGACCCUGAAUCCAGGCAAGAAGUUCUCAUGUUUACAGACCCUGAAUCCAGGCAAGAAGUUCUCAUGUGUACAGGCCCUGAAUCCAGGCAAGAAGUUCCCAUGUGUAUGGACCCUGAAUCCAGGCAAGAAGUUCCCAUGUGUACAGAGCCUGAAUCAAGGCAAGAAAUUUCCACCUAUAUAGACUCUGAAUGCAAGCAAGAAGUUCUCACGUAUACACUCCCUGAAUUCAAACAAAAAGUUCCUAUAUGUGCAGAUUCUAUACCUAAGCAAGUUUACAUGUGUGCACACCCUGAAAUCACACAAAAAUUACAUGUAGCAACAGACUCUGAAUUUAAGCUAGACACUUCCAUGUGUACACAACCUGAAAUUAAACCAGAAGACCCUGUGAAUAUGGGACCUGAAAUGAAGCAACAAGUAACCAUGGUUUUGGACACUGAAAUCUUAAAGGUUGCUAGAACUCGGCACGUGCAAGCAGAAAGCUACUUGGUGUACAGCAUCAUGAGCAGCGGCGAGAUCGAGUGCAGCAACACCCUGGAGGACGAGCUGGACCAGGCCCUGCCCAGCCAGGCCUUCAUUUAUCGCCCAGUCCGACAGCGUGUGUACUCACUUUUACUGGGGGACUGUAAAGAUGGCACCAGCACGUGCCCAGCCGUGAAGGAGUGGUUUGUGUACCCUGGGAACCCGCUGCGGCACCCAGACCUCGUCAGGCCUCUGCAGAUGACUGUUCCAGGGGGAACACCUAGUUUGAAAAUACUGUGGCUGAACCAGGAGCCAGAGGUGCAGGCCCGACGCUUGGACACACUUCUGGCCUGUUUCAACCUGUCCUCCUGCAGGGAAGAGCUGCAGGCCGUGGAGAGCCCGUUGGCAGCUCUGUGCUGCCUCCUCAUCUACCUUUUUGUCCAGGUAGACACCCUUUGCCUGGAGGAUUUACACGCAUUCAUUGCCCAAGCCCUGUGCCUCCAAGGAAAGUCAACUGCACAGCUGAUAAACUUACAGCCCGAUUACAUCAACCCCAGAGCUGUGCAGCUGGGCUCCCUGCUGGUCCGUGGCCUCACCACUCUGGUCCUGGUCAACAGUGCAUGUGGCUGCCCCUGGAAGACAAGUGAUUUCAUGCCCUGGAAUGUGUUUGACGGAAAGCUCUUUCAUCAGAAGUACCUGCAGUCUGAAAAGGGGUACUCCGUGGAGGCUCUUCUAGAACAAAAUAGAUCUCGGCUCACCAAAUUCCACACCCUGAAGGCUGUCGUCUCAAAGGCCUGCAUGAAGGAGGGCCGGCGCAUCGUGGGCCGAGCACACUGGGGCACACACCACACAGGGAGGUGGGGAAGACAGGGCUCCAGCUCCCAUCCACCAGGCUCUGGGUACGGCCAUUCUGGUCAGGGACAACCAUGGAGAGACCAGGGACCAGGAAACAGACAAUAUGAGCAUGACCCGUGGAGAAGAUAUUAGUUGUCCUCCAGGUCAGGAAGCUACAGCUGCAUCUUCCUCUCAGCUCAGGAAGGCCAGACCCAGAGCUGUGUCUCUUGCUCCUCAGAAGGGAAAACAGGGAGAGACGCUGCCUCUGUGCCCUCCCUGAGCUGCUUGGGCACGUCCGUAGCCGCCUGCCUCCCUCAGGGUGAUGCACCUUUUCCUCCUUGGCCACAUUUCCCAGGUGUUCUGGGGGCAUCUGGUGAAGUGUUGAGAAGAACCCGAGAGAGCAAGCUAUGCAAGGUUGAUCAUGGGACUUAGUCACAUGGAGCUGAGACCAGCUGAACUGGCAGACAUCCAGGCCUUGUUUUCAUCCUCACGCCAAGACGGGUAUGCAUGCCCAGCCUGGAUUGCUACACAACUGUCCUCCCAGACCCCACCCGCUGGUGCCCAAGCUAUCCAAGGACCUUGUGGUGGGCACCCCUGCAGCAGGUACACACCUUUGGGCUGCCCUUGGUUUGAGGCUGCUUGUUCUAAAGAGAAAGGUUGGAGUGUGAAGUCAACGUUCUGAGAGUCAGGCUUUUCUCCUGCCAGUAUAAAAAGUAGGAUGCUAACUUCAGAGUUUUCCACCUGGCAGGCCCUCUGAACUAAAAAGAAUAGAACAGCAUUUUAAACACGGGUGUGUCUCCAUUUCUCCAUGAUACUCCAGAAAUUCUCUUUUACCUGGGGAAGCUGAAAUAAGAACCCUGUGGGACUUGCUCAGACACAUGGGUGCAGCGCUCCUGCUGUCCUCAGGGGACAUGGUCAGCUGGGCCUCGUUCUCAACAUAUGAUUGAGCUUGGAGUGCUGGGGUUAAGAUGAGGGGAUGAGAGAGUGGACUCUUCAGUGACAGCUUUGGGGUUUCCAGUGGGUGUCCCCACUGAAAUUAAGACGCCACUUAAUUUCAACAGAGUUUUCAGUACAGCUGAGUAAAGUGAACGGGAAGGGAGGCACAAGUUUCUUACUGGCUAUCUCUUGAGGUCACUGUCUUCUAACCCCAUUUUGUGGAGACACAUGUGGAUUUAGGAGUGCCUGAUUUGGGAGUUUGUAUACAAUGGCCUGAGAUGCACUGUCCUUUGCUUGAUCCUUGAGUUAUAAAAAUACAGAAAAAGCAGAGAGUUCUGUUAAAUACACAAAUUUGUCUACUGAAUCAAAUGUUUCGGGCCACAACCUACAGCUUACGAUUCACAUCACGAUAAAAAGGCUGUGGAGCGUGGAGAGACGGCUGCAGGGGCGCGACUCUCUCAAAGCUGUUUCCUCCAGAUGCUGCUUGGAGACCAAGGAUUAGCAGGAUGCACCAGGACCCUGUUGUGAAUCGGAGGAAGUUGUCUGCCUUUGGGGUUGGGGGUGACCAUCUGAAGAAACCUGACUUGGUGAUAGUGGUCACAGUUGCUCAGGGUGGUGACAAGGAUGCCUUCAUCCAAGCCAUCACCCCAACUUUACAGUUCUAGGAUUUCAUUUCCUACUGAAAGCAUUUUGCCAAGGAAUUGGAUGCUUUUUAUGUCCUCAGAAUCCUCCUCUUGGUUCUUCACACUAUUCUGGUUUUUAGUAGGUUUCCUUGUGGUAGUCUGACUUCUAGGCCAACUUAGAACUUUUAUUGUAGUCGUUGUGACGAUGUGACCUUUCCUGAAAGUCUUGGCACGUUAUUGUCAGUUGGUUUUGGGCUAAGUAAUUAGGGGUAUGUGUUAUAAAAUUGCUUUGCUGUUUGGAUGCUGAUUUUUUUUCU